AUGGUCGAUACCGAGGUGUACGGAAUCGACACUAAUUGUGUGACGCUGGCGCGGUUCAUCCUGACCCAGCAGAAGAAAAUACCGAUGGCGACUGGCGAGUUUACGACUUUGACGAAUUCGAUUCUGACGGCCGUCAAAGGAAUAUCAUCGGCCGUUCGGAAAGCGGGAAUGACUCAUUUGCAAGGCCUGGUCGGAAGAAGUAAUGUACAAGGCGAAGAGGUAAAAAAACUGGAUGUCCUUAGCAACGAAUUGAUGAUCAACAUGAUCAGGUCAUCGUACACCAGCUGCGCCAUGGUAUCUGAGGAAGUACCUGUUGUUAUUGAAGUAGAACCUCAACAGCAGGGCAAGUACAUUGUUGUUUUUGAUCCACUGGAUGGCUCUUCGAAUAUAGACUGCUGUGACGGACCACCAAGCCUUCAAGAUAUUCUUCAACCUGGUACGAAAAUGGUGUCUGCCGGAUACGCGUUGUACGGCUCUGCUACAAUGGUCGUAUUGACGGUGGGUAGCGGCGUGCACGGAUUUACGCUGGAUCCGGGGAUCGGCGAAUUUAUUUUGACUCAUCCGAACAUUAAGAUAAAGCCAAGAGGGCGGAUUUUCAGCACUAAUGAGGGUCUCUCGGCAUUCUGGGACAAGGCGAUGACCGAAUACAUUGCGUCAAAGAAGAACUGUGCGUCGCCAUACGUUGCACGAUACGUGGGUUCCAUGGUGGCGGACAUUCAUCGCACUUUGCUUUAUGGCGGCAUCUUCCUUUAUCCCGCAACAUCCCGGUCUCCACACGGAAAGCUUCGUCUCCUGUAUGAAUGUUUUCCAAUGGCGAUGGUAAUCGAGAAAGCCGGCGGGUUGGCGACGACGGGGACGAAGAACAUUUUGGACAUCGAGCCCGAGUCAAUCCAUCAAAGGUCGUCGAUAAUUCUCGGCUCCAAAGAGGACGUCCAAGAGUACAUGUCGUUCGUGAAAAAGUACCAAACGGAACAUUAG
This is a messenger RNA of Soboliphyme baturini, 978 nucleotides long. The record is from the annotation of a GenBank genome assembly. Lineage: Eukaryota; Metazoa; Nematoda; Enoplea; Dioctophymatida; Soboliphymatidae.